GUUUUAGUUGGGGCACUUAGCUGAAGUAAACAGAAAGGGAGGGGAGUGUGCGCAAAGCUUUGGGAAGGGGCAUGCAUGCAGACAACCGAUCACUGCAAAGUGCUGAGCGCGGUACAGACUGGCUGUAGCCCACACCACUCUUUCCUCUGUCCAAGAGAAGACCCCAAACCUCUGCUGUGAGGCGCUCACACUCAUCACAAUAAUGUGAAAAUCAGACGGAAACGUUUGUCAGAUGUUCAAACUCAUCGUCGCUUCAUUGUACUUCAGUGCCGUCCUUUUUCAACACUGUCACACAGUUUGCAGUCAGACUACUGUAGGCUAUCCACGAGGCUACCUGGUGUGAGAUGCGGCAAUGUCCCGAGGAAUAUGCCCACGCGUAAACUCCUGCGGAUCCUUUUGGAUAUUGUCAGCGGUCGUAUUUGCGGUGAGUGUGAUCGACGCGGACGCAUACAGCUGUCAUGAAGUGAGGACCGCUUUCCAGCUGCGGCAGGUCGGACCGCUGAACCGCGUUCCGGAGACACCUGGCACAGAUGUGGAUCUAUUGGUUUGUAAGCACCAGGGUCCGUCCUGCUGCACCCGGAAGAUGGAGGAGAGCUACCAAUUUGCUGUGAAAAGAGAAACCCUCCAUAACAUUCACUCCUACAGCUAUGAGCUUGAGCACCUCAUCUCUGGCCACUUGGAUGCCUUUCAGGACAUGUUCCAGUACCUUCUAUCCUUCUCUCAGGGCCACCUUAGCUCUCUGUUGGAGGGAACCUACUCAUCCGUGUCUCGCCAUGCCCUACCCCAUGUUAAUCAACUCUUCUCCUCACUCUCCCUCUACCUCCGCGGAGCCAACGUCUCUGUGGAGGUGGCAGUUCACCAAUUUUUUAACAACCUCUUCCCACUCGCCUACGCACGGCUCAUCAACCCAGGCAUUGAUGGCAGUAUGAUGAUGGGCGGUGAAAUGGGUGACUGUCUUCGUAUGAUCAGGCAGGACGUCAACCCUUUUGGGCCCCAUCCAGCAGUCAUGGCCCAAGAGCUGGCUGGGGCGCUGGGAGCCGGGCGGCAUCUGGGCCUGGCCCUGGAGGAGGGUCUGGAGGUGAUGAAUGCCACCGAACACAUCAGUCUGAGCAAAGAGUGUGUGAAGGGCCUGGUGAAGAUGGUGUACUGCUCCCACUGCAGAGGUUUGACCCUGAUCAAGCCCUGCGUGGGCUACUGUCUGAAUGUAAUGCGAGGCUGCUUGGCCAGUGUGUCAGAGCUGGAUCAGCCUUGGAGGAGGUAUACCAGCUUGUUGGAGCAACUAACCCACGCCAUGGCUGGGCACCACAGCCUGGAACUAGCCCUUCUGGGGGUUAGGGGGCACGUUAAUGAGGCCUUGCUCUAUGCGCAGCUCCAUGGUCCACUCAUCACUGCCACGGUGGACAAGGUGUGUGGCCUGUCUACUGGGGAACCUACAGGCAUGCAGCCAACUAGCCCAGAGGUCACAGCCUUUACCUUAACCCCAUCUUCUGCUCUUCCAUCUGCUGUCCCCUCCCAACCUCUACCAGAGCAGUGGCUGGGACAGUUAGCUCACUUGAAGAGCUCGUUGCCCCUGAAACCCUCCAAGAACAAUAAACAUAAUCUGAGAACGCUCUCUAGGGAGUUCUUAAUGUACCUGCAGCGCUACAAGUCUUUCUUUGCAGCGUUGCCAGAGAUGCUGUGCGAAGGGGAGAAUGUAGUGGAUGACUCCACGUGCUGGAGCGGAGAUGAUGUGGUGGAGAGCUACACUGGCAGAGUUGUGGGAAAUGGUCUGCACGCCCAGAGGCAAAACCCAGAGGUCAAAGUUCGCAGCCCAAACCCUACACUGGCUGAGGUCAAGGAGAGGUUGGAGCGCUUUAAUCAGGAGACCCAUGAGAAGUUUCCAAAACUGGACCAGAUGGAGGCCUGGGAUGAGCUGGGCAGUGGUGAAACAGAGGGCAGCACGACAGACUGUGAUGAUGAAGACGGAUGUCAAGCCUCAGGAGACAGUCAAGGCCAGACCUCACAUACAGAAGCCUCCAGUGAAGGAAAACCCAUUGGGAGACGGCCUGGAGGAGACAGCCCGCAUGAGAACCCUUCCAAGCCCCCCUCAGUGAAGGUGAUAGGGGGCUCACCGUCUGCCAGCUGGGCACGUCCCUGGAGUCUUGCACUUCUCUUUGCUGCACUCUGCUUGCAGUGGACCCUAUUCUGAUGCCAGCCCCCUCUGUGAAUCUCCACACCCAACCCUGCCCCUUUAGGAACCACAUACAUGUGCACAGACACUCAUAUCAUAUACAUAACAUGCAUAGUAUCCUUACUCAUGUCCUCAAUGUACAUGGACGGAUGGUAUUGAUAGAAAACAUGACUGGGGUGUGGAAAGGAAGAGGACAACACUGUAGGAGACUUGACCUGCAGCAUCACCAGUGUAGGUGUUUGCACAAGCUAAUCUCAAAUGCACGCUCAUCUACAAAGAUUAGGCCUGCUGCUUCUUCUAGGCUGUUCUGGGGCUAGACAUUUGGGUAUGCAGACACAAACACAGCCCUACCCUUUGUGGUUCAGAACGGGACUGCAUCAUUCUGAUUUUGCUUAAAAAAAUGCUUACACAUAUACAGACUCACAUACACGUUUUUUACAUAUACAGUACAAAUAAAGAGGUCUUCUUUUUCUGCUGCUGGUUUUUACUUAAACUUUCAGGCUCAUAACCUCAUCACGGCCACCGCACCAUUUGCCAGCCAGGCAGAAGAUUUCAGCUCAUUUGAAAACUCACCUCAUUUUCUUUUCAAGGAUUAAGGAAUGCAUGAUAGAUUGAUAGAUCAAUCCCAGGUGUCCAGCCCAGAAUAGCAGAUUUGAUAUUCUCUAAUGACUGUGUACCUUGGCAGGGAUUAGACUGUAAUGACUUCACAGGUAGAGAAUGGGCACACUUGCACGGCUGAACACACUGUGCAGACAAACUAGGUGUGUAUAGUAUGUAACUGUAUAUAUGUGGAAAGAUUUGACGUAUGUAUGAGGUUCUGACUCAACAAAAAGCUCUUAACUGAUUGAGCUGAAUGGGAUUUUCUUUUCUUUUCCCUUACCUAUGAAUGGACUUUGCUUGUCUGAUCCAUGUUAGUUUAGUGUGGUGAUUUAAUUUCUGUAACAAAUAAAGCAGGAAUGCACAUAAUUUUCCAGCUCAAGCCCAUGACAUAAUUGGACAAAUUUAGGACAUUUAAACAUUUAAGUCUGUACAUUGUUGAUUUUACUAAUAUUUAUUGUGCAUCCUGUUUGUGUGUUUGCUCGUUGAAUUGCACAUAAAUGCAUGUAUACCUACCAAGUUAUCACAUUUGUCAUGAUAGGAUCAGGCCCUUCCUCAGGAAGCAUCACAAACUCAUAUAUUGCCUUUUCCAUCACAUCUCGCUGAUGGCGUGACGUCACAUUUUAGCUUCCUAUCUCAAAUGAUGGUUUGUAACUUGAAAAUAAGAAGAAAGUUGGAGCUGCAGAUCCAACACAUUCAGAUUCCAACACAAUUUAACGCACACACAAAAACAUGUACAAUAUUUUUUCCAGAGUUGGGCGUAUCUAUUGCUUGAUCCAGUACAGUGGUGGCCAUUGUGUACGUCCCUCUUCAUGGAUUUAUCAAACAUUUUGCAAAAUAAGCUCUAAUAUUUCUCCACCCAAUCUUAAGCAGACCAUUCCUUGGAAUUCCAACAGAAUAAAAGCAAAUCCUUCUUUGUUUGACGUAUUAUUAUUAUUAUUGACUAAUGGUUUCCUCUGUAUACCUUUUUCUCACUUGUGUAGAUAUGGAUGGUUUAUGAGUGAAUGAGGAUGAAUGUAUGGUCAAUGCUAUGCAAAUACAGUGUUAAACCUGAUAAUGCCUAAAAGCUACACAUAUUACAGUAUCUAAGCUAAAUAGGUUUACACAUUUACAUGGGUCUAUGUGCAGUGAAAUACCUCUUUCAUUAACUAGCCUUUGUUGUUCCUUCCUCUCCCUACUUAAAAGUAAUUCACCACUGACCCAAAGGAGAAGACGGAUGACCUGCUUAACUACUACUACUUGCAAAUACAUAUUGUACAUUAAAGCCCCGCAGUUAACGAAGAAUGGAGAUGACUGCGAUUAUGCAAGGUUUUGGCAGUUUAAAUGUGUCACAUCGGCUGCGUUCAGACUGCAGGCCUUAAUGCUCAAUUCAGAUUUUUUCCCGAGAUCCAAUUUUUUUUUGUUUGACAGUUCACAUUAUAAUUUAAAUGUGGCCAAUAUCAGACUCCAGUCUAACCUGUCCGCGGCCUGAAAGUGAUCCGCAUGCGCAGAAGAAUAACACGAUGUCACGUACGCAGCACGCCGUUGCAGGCUGCAGAAGUAAACGAGGAGCAACAUUUCUCCGGUUAGCUAGCGGGAGACUCCCGUUUUUCAUUGUCCUCUCAUGGGUCACAUUUCUCCCGAAUUAUGACACGUAUGCACAACUUUCUGUUCGUUUCAUUACGGUUUCUGGCGCUGUACAACGCAGCUGCCCCACAACCCACUCUCUCCGUCUCUCUCUCCUCACUGUGUCCGCUCGGACAAGUAGCAUGCAUGUAACUCAGAAGAGAGCCCCGGUGCGGUGGAUUUUAGGUAUAAGAAAGGGAAUUUGUGAGCAGAUGAUAGCGAGGUAGAGAAGGAAGAGAGCCACAUGUUUAAUUACGGCUUUUUGUGGAGCUUUUUCGUUCACCGCGGCUCCGUCUACAGCAGAACAGCUGCUCAAGUUUCAUCAAAUGCGACCCGAGUGUCCAGACUGAGGUCGCAUUUAAAAAGAUCCGAUCUGUAUCGGAUUUGGACAACAUAUGGAAGUGGCCCAAUCCGAACUGGGAAAGAUCAGAUUCCUGUUCACACUGUCAUAAAAGAUCAGAUCUGAGUCACAUAUGGGCAAAAAAAUCUGAUUUGGGUCACGUAGGCCUGCAGUCUGAACAUGGCCAUCUUGUGUUCUGUAACUAUAUGUUUGUAGUUCAUAUGAUUAUCUUUAUUUAGCCUAUGUUUUGUUCCUGACUGUCGUUCACUGCAGGCAAAGAUCACAUACAGCCUUGCAUGUGUUUAAAUGUACAUAUUUUAAGUCACUUUUUUGUGUCUUGUUUCCUCUCUUUUAUAUCAGUAUGAUACAGUGGAGCUGAGCUCUAUUAAAGGUGCUCUGCUUUUUUGCUUGUCUCCCUAGCCUCUCCUUAAAGAGUAUCAGUCACUAUAGACAUUGAUAAGAAAAGAUGUUUAUUAAAUGCCCUACACUGAUGGCACACCCAU
Micropterus salmoides (largemouth bass) is the source of this 5215-nucleotide messenger RNA. RefSeq names its product glypican 5c (gene gpc5c). Gene Ontology annotation, cellular component: plasma membrane; cell surface; extracellular region. The transcript has 9 exons. Lineage: Eukaryota; Metazoa; Chordata; Actinopteri; Centrarchiformes; Centrarchidae. The coding region runs from base 353 to 2188 and encodes 611 amino acids. The record is from RefSeq and is a predicted model, not a curated record. Gene Ontology annotation, biological process: positive regulation of canonical Wnt signaling pathway; cell migration; regulation of protein localization to membrane.